AAUCAUGAUUGUAAUUUGACCAGAAAGGGAACAGAAGGAGAGCAAGGGCCCGCAGAUCCCCGGCCGCGAGCCGCCGCAAUGGAGUGGUCGGCGGUGUGUGAGCGCACAGGUGCCUCAGGCCGGUGGCGCUGAGAGCUGUCGCGGCCACCUCAUGGGCUCAGCAACCUCACCAGAGCGCAGAAGCCCCGGCUGCUGCCGAGCCAGGCGGCAGCAGCAGUAGCCGCUUUAGCGGAUCCGGAGAUGGGCAGAGAGCGCGCGCGGCGCGGCAGCUUCGGGUUCACCGCCCUCCCCGCCGGCAGCUCCUUGCGCCCCCGCCGCCGCUACAGCCACCUCUGUGUCCCCCAGUUCCAGUCCCGCGCCUAGGACAGCGCCGCCGCCGCCGCCGCCGGGCCCUGCCUGCCGCCUGCGCCGCGCAGCCCUCGCGCGCGCCCGGAUGGCGCUUCAUCUCAGGACCGGGCUUCCAGCUCCUCACUUUUAAGCAAACCCAAGUCUGAGGGUCCACCUCUCUACCCAUUCACCAGAGUGGAUCAGAUCAGCUAUACAAUGAAGAGGAUGUAGUUAACGCAGAAAACUUAGGUUUAUAAUGCAAUAAUCCAAGAAUUUUAUAAUACAGCGGAAUAGCUUAACAAUUGUCGACGUGCUUCCCAUGAUAUGUUCUCUGUAUUAAAAAAUUAUGACAUCAGCAUCCAAAGGAAUUCUCCGCCCAUUUUUAAUCGUCUGCAUUAUCCUGGGCUGCUUCAUGGCAUGUCUUCUCAUUUACAUCAAGCCCACCAACAACUGGAUCUUCAGUUCAGUGGAGUCAACCAGCUCAAUGCUAAAAAUGAAAAAUUUCUUUACCACGAAAACUGAUUAUUUUAAUGAAACUACUAUCCUGAUUUGGGUGUGGCCAUUCGGGCAGACCUUUGACCUUACCUCCUGCCACGCAAUGUUCAACAUCCAAGGAUGCCAUCUCACAACGGACCGAUCUCUGUACAACAAAUCUCACGCAGUUCUGAUCCAUCACCGGGACAUCAGUUGGGAUCUGACUAAUUUACCUCAGCAGGCCAGGCCACCCUUCCAGAAAUGGAUUUGGAUGAAUUUGGAAUCGCCAACUCACACGCCCCAAAAGGAUGGCAUUGAGCACCUGUUCAACCUGACUCUGACUUAUCGCCGUGACUCAGAUAUCCAAGUGCCUUAUGGCUUCUUGACGGUGAGCACAAACUCCUUUGUGUUUGAAGUGCCAAGCAAAGAGAAGUUAGUGUGCUGGGUUGUAAGUAACUGGAACCCUGAGCAUGCCAGGGUCAAGUAUUACAAUGAGCUAAGCAAAAGCAUUGAAAUCCAUACCUAUGGGCAAGCAUUUGGAGAGUAUGUGAAUGAUAAAAAUUUGAUUCCUACCAUAUCUACUUGCAAAUUUUACCUUUCCUUUGAAAACUCAAUCCACAAAGAUUACAUCACCGAAAAGCUCUACAAUGCUUUUCUGGCUGGCUCUGUACCUGUAGUUCUGGGGCCAUCUAGGGAAAACUAUGAAAAUUAUAUUCCAGCAGAUUCAUUCAUUCAUGUCGAAGAUUAUAACUCUCCCAGUGAGCUAGCAAAGUAUCUGAAGGAAGUUGACAAAAACAAUAAGUUAUACCUUAGCUACUUUAACUGGAGGAAAGAUUUCACAGUUAAUCUUCCACGAUUUUGGGAAUCACAUGCAUGCUUGGCUUGUGAUCAUGUGAAAAGGCAUCAAGAAUAUAAAUCUGUUGGUAAUUUAGAGAAAUGGUUUUGGAAUUAGAGUUUUCCAUCAUUUGCACACUUGGUAAAUUAUUUUGAUGAGAUUUCAUCCAAAAUUUAAGGGUGAGAAAAGAGACAACAUUCUGUUUUUGUGUUAUAAUUUUUAUCACUCUCUCGGGUAACGUACAUAAUUUGAUGGAGAUUUUUAAGAGCUCAGCAUUAGCAAUCACUCCAUUUGGUUUUGAAUUAUUCUGAAUAUACCUAAUAUGUGCACUGAAAAAUAAUUUAUUCUUCGUUAUCAUUUGUAAACAUUUUUGAAGUUGUCUGUAAUGUAAGUUUGUGAUACAAUUGUUGUUUCUACAUUGAUCAUCUGUUUAAUCUAUUUGGGGAAUAAAGAUGGACAUCUUAAAAUAUGAAAUAUUUUCACUAAAUAUAAUCUCUAGUCCCAAGUUUGCAUAAUGUAACAAAGGGAAAGCAUUUGUAAUUGAAUUCUAACCUCUUUGACUUCCAAGUUGAACAAAGUAUAACUUUCUAUUUGAUAUGUUUUUUACCUGUUUACCACAUUUGUGAAGACAGAAUUACUCAUGUAGUGAAUAAGAAAGAUAGUGAAGCAGAACUGUUCUAUUCAGGAAGCGAUCAGACUUCUCAUUUAUUUUCAUUAAGCUGAUGUGCAAAUGUGACCACUUGUUCUCAUGAUCCUAAGUGAAAUUUUUCAAGUAUUUUUAAACAUCCAUUUUGUUGGGUUUUUUAGUACCUGGGAAAUAAUCCUAAUAACACUUUAGAAAAUCUAAGACUGUUAUCUUUUUGAUCCUGAUAACACUUAUUAUUAUAAUAAAACAAAUAAUUUCCUCAUAUAACAAAGGGAAGGAUAUGUAUAGAUAUAAACCAUAUAUACAAAAUGGCACAUUGAUGUGCAAUUUUUAAUAACAUCAAUUUAAAAUAUUUUUUUCUCUAGCCCCAAUAUUUAAGUUUCAUUUUACCAUAUAGUCCAACAUAGACAUGACAUUUGAAAAGGUUUGUCCUAUCAUUUAAAAGAACCUAAAUAAAAUGAUUACCAAGGUGAUAAAUAUAAGAUAUGAAGCAUAAUAAAGUGAGGAUUAUAAGAUUUCAAUGAAUAUUUGUUGAAUGAAUAAAUGAAUGGCAUUUAACAUCAUGGGACAGUUUUUGUUUGUUCCAAUGAAGUGAUAGUUCUAGCCUAGUGGUCCUCACUGGCGAUGAUGUUUUUUAUUACACUUUAGUAAUUAUUUAUAUGAUAGCACAUAUGACCAUGGCCCUCAGGGCUUUACAGAACCAAACUAAGCUUUUCAUUACAUUAAGUUUUUGGAUAAUUCAUCCCUGAACUUGCAGUUGCUAUACAGCAUUUCUCCUCCAUAAGGUUAAGGGCUGGAUAUAAGCAGAGAACAGUAGGUGAGAAAAGAUGGAAUGCUAAGGAUUCUUCAAGGGAAGCAUGCCCACAGAACAGUCUAGAGUGAGUGUAUUCCAUGCAGGCCAGAAACCCAUCCAAACAAUGAGAAUGUUCUGAUGAGAUUUGUUUGGAUCUAUUUGUGACUUAUUCUAAUAGUUCUAUUACAUGUUAACGUCAGCACAACUUAAAUCCACAAUCAUCUCAGUCAAAUAAGACAGAAAGAGGCAAAUUUCAAUUCAGUAAGAAAGUGAUAUGUCCAACAGUCCAAACUGCCCCGUGAGGGAAUGAACUCUCUCAAGCAGUAGGAUGUGAAAACAGGAAGAUUCAUGCAUUGGAUGGAGGAUCAUUGCUUUACUCAUGAUACAGAUGUGCUGUGUCGGGCAGUGGCCUAACCUGAGAUACAGAUAAACAAGACACUAUCUAUCGCUGCCUUGAAGGAGCAUGCAGUUAAGUGGAGAGAUACAGAAAAGCUUCCUCUGAGUCCGUGUUUGUGCAUAUGCUACUCUCAGUAGAGUUUCUGUGAAUCACUGCUGAUGUGAUAAAAAUAAGGUAGCAAGUUUCCCCAAUCGUUUCUGACCUGCAAACUUUGUUUACUCAUUUAAUCCAGUGUAAAUUCCCUGUAUAUCAUCUUCUAAUCACAUUGACUCAAGAAAUAGUAUGUCUGUGUGGGUGCCCUCCUAAAUAAGGAAAGAUCUCCACCCACAUUCAUUUUGUCAUGUUAAAACAGUCAUAUUCAUACAUUCACGUUUCCUUUGUUAUCUUUUUGGCCUACAAGAGGACGGAUGCAUUGCUAACAAGUGUAGAAGGGACCUGUUCUCUUCCAAAGCAGAAAAGCACUCAAUGUGAUGACAGCCCACUUUUGCUGCAAUGGGUUCAGAGAACUGAGAACUGAGGGCAUUGCCUCCAUUGUCUACUGUGAAUCUGGGCUCUUUCUUAGACUGUGACUAUAAUCACAUGCUGAUAAAAUGACCCAAGCCAAGGCAAUCAUACUAAGAGACUAACUGGCACACCUGUAUAUUGAAAACCCAUGACCAAGUCCCAGAAUAAGUUUUCUGAAUUUGAAGUGCCAGAAUAAAUGAGUCGCCUGAACUAUCAUUCUGGAUCCAUCUGUCUGUAAGUUUUAGGGCUUAAAGGAAUUAUAACAAUGUUUACACAACAAUCCUUCAUUCUAUUGGGUUGUCGGAAAAGUCAUGACGCAUUUUUGCAACGAAAAACAUAGAAAAAAUACAUCAUGACUUUUCUGACAACCCAAUACUUAUGAGUUAACUAGACCCAGAGAUAAUAUUUAUUCAAGACAUAUGUUCACUCAUACACACACACACACACACACACACACACACACACACAGAGCUAAUGACAUAGCCAAGGUUAGAAUUUAAGGGCCUAUAUCCCUUAAUCUUCUGUUCUUUUUCAUAUUUUCAUUUUAUUAUAGAAGUAUAUCUUAAUUUCUUAAAAUGUGAAUGCCUUAUUGGUAUUAUUAGGGCCUAUAGAAUGAUGCACUCUAUGGGGAAGCACUUUGAGUUUUUAAAAAACAUACAGUAAAUAAAACAUAGACUUAUUAGCAUUCUUUCUGGUUUAAAUAUUUUAGGAGUUGAGCUUUAAUGGAAGGAAACAGGAUUUCACAACAUUUUAACUGAAAUGCAACCCUCAAGAUGGUGUAUGAUUCUCAGUCACUCUCUUAACAAAUCCUGUGAUUGCAAUUUUUUUAAGGAUGUCUCACAGUGAAUGAUAUUGAUUUGACAAAAUUGACUUGCUGCUGGUUAUAAAAACAAUUAUGCCAAGAGAUAAAUUAUAGACAUAAAAAAAGAAUGGACCACUUAAAAAGUUUAUUUUUAAAAUAUCAAAAAUCAAUUACCUUCAAUGUUCUGAUUAUUUAAAUAUUAUAAUAAUAGGCCUGACUAGCAAGAAUAUGUAAAUAUUAUUUAUUAUAGGCCUUAUUAGUAAGAAUAUAUACCGAAUUUUCCAUAUCCAGCAGUAUUACACCCUGAAAAAAUAAAAAGACAUGACAGUCAUAUUUCAUGACAGCCAUAAAUUUUACAAUAUGAAGUAGAAAUUGGAAAAAAAUUAUCUGAGUGGGAAACCAAUAUCUGCUUAAGAUGUUUAUAUUUACUACAUAAAUCCUGGUAAUUCUAGAAUGUGCAAAAUAUUUUCUGUUGUAAAAGCUUAGAAAGCUCAGAGCAUUUGAGGUAUAAAGUGACCGAGUAUUUAGGAAUUAUCUGCUGAGCCUUUAAAUUCUUGCCUCCAAUCAGAUGUUAAAUAUGUGAAGUAUAGGAAAUUAUAUUAUUGCUAUCUUUUUGCUUGCCUAUUUUCAAACUAGAUUCCAUGAGUUUUAAGGUAUUAACCUUGAAAAUGUCUUUGCAUGAAUUAAUUAUUACUAAAAGAUUUAAUUUAGGUAUUUACAUUACAACUUUGUGCUUAAAUAUAUCUUUGAGUUCCCCUGAACUUUAAUCUCAUUUAGGGGAACUUCUUAAAUUAUAAUCUAACUAUUAAAUAUAUUAAUAAUAAACUUCAGGAUCUAAAAGAUAAGCACAUGCCUCACAGAGAAGGAUCUCAACAAAUAUUUGUGGAAUUAAUCAAAUUGCAUUAGAUGACAUGCAAAAUAUUUUUUUAAGUGUGGUAACAGUUCCCAUUUGUUAGUACCAAUUAGAGAUGAUAUUUUAUAUUUUUCAUUUGUGAGUAUGCUGCCUGAAUGCAAAGAAAGGUAUUUUAUGUGCUUCUAGCCAUCGCAUUCCAAGACUCCAAAAGGAAUAACAUUUCAAGAAAGAUCAUAAAGGAUUUAGAACAUGUUAACAUACUCACAGGUUAACACAAACAACUGUUUCUAACAGGAAAGAUGAUUAGUGUUUAAGGAGAUCAUAGAGUGCAAGCACUGUGAAGGGCACAUGCUUAUUACCAAACUAUGUAUGGAGAGAAAAAUACUAUCUUUUCUCCCUACCUGCACUCUUUGUCUUACAAACAGCUGCCAAUUAAGAUGAUACUGUUUUGUUUUGUUUUUCUGGAUGUCACUCAUCUAAAGAUUUUGUAGCAUUUUACAAAUGGGCCACUACUACCCAAGGUGCGCUCCCUCUCUGUAAUUCAUAUUGAAUGUAUCCAUGUUCUAAGCAGUUAACAGCAGAUGGUCUGAUAAACCAGGUAUAUGAAUAAAGCCAGGCUGGGUUAUUAGUUCAACAUACCGUGAUUUUGAGAAAUCCACUGCACCUCUCUGCACUUUUGUUGUUUAUAAGGUCUCUUCUAGCACUACACUUUCGUCUGAAAUCUAAAUCGAUGUAUGCAUGCAUUUGCCAAUGAAACUUCAGUGUCCAUCUCAAAAUAAUUUUUGGAGGUAAAUACUCCAAACAGAUUUCCCUCUUAUUUCUCUGAAUAGAUAUUUGAAGCAUAAAACUGAUUAUUUAAACUAAUAUGUGUAAAGAACCUCCUCCAGUGCUUGGAAUACAGCAAAACACUCAAUUAACUAAACUUCCACCUUUAAUGCCUUGUUCCCUUUAGUUCUUCACCUAAAUCCUUUGCAAUUCACAUGCUCACUACUUGCUGAGCCCUUAAUUGUCUGCAGAAAACCAAUCAUAUAUUGGGCAUUAUUUUUAAAUAUUUUAGAUUUGUCUAUACUACCCAUGUUUUUAUGAUGACAAUCUAAACAAUUUUUAUUGAUGCAAACAUUUCAGGGAGGCAGCGAAGGCACACAGUCAAUCAAAUGACAAUACAAUAGGGAGCAUAAUUUAAGUAAGCCAGAUUGAAUGCAUCUAGGAAAUUUAGUUAUUUUUAAACUCUUGGUUAAUAUAUAUUUAUUCAUUUGAUUUAGUUUGAGAUAUUUUUUAAAAGAAACUCUCCAACAUCAGCUGCCUUUUGUCAGUGUUAUUAAAAAGCCUGGUUCCUGGGUCUCUUGACCUAGAAUCACCAGAGAUGUUUUUGAACAAUUCUGGUUUCUGGGCCCUGUUCAUACAAUUGGAAUUUCAUCAAACAGCUCUCCCCCCCCCCCACCAAAAUGCUUUCAAUGCAUUUCCUAAGUUUUCCUGCUCUGUGCGAUAAUGUAUGAGCCAUCAUAAGCCAGCAGUUCACAAACAUACAUGUGUUUGGGACUUCCUGGAUCAACUGCAUAAAGAAUCAUUUGAAAGAGCAUUAGCCAGACACAGUUUCUGAUGCUCUGGGUCUGAGAUAGGAGCUGGAAUCUUGAUUUGAAAUAUCUCCCCACGUAGCUCUGAUGUGUUGUCAGGAUUUGAGGUCUGCAUUUCAGCCACUUACUAAAUGAAAAGUAUUCUAUCGCUCAAUUGAUAGGAGCCAUGGCCUUCACUUAGUUCACCAGGAAUCUCCCCGAAUAUGUCACUAAAAUAUUCUUCUACUUCAAGAGCUAUGACAUUCUCUGUGCCUAACAAUUGUGCGCAUAAGCAUAGUACUGACUGAUCUGAUGUGGGUCAGGUUAUUUAGAGUCUCCAGAUCUUUUCAGUUGUGAAUGAUGUCUAUAUAGCAGUAUAUCUCAAACCUGUAUGCACAUCUGAAUCACCUGGAAAGGACUGAAAAUUGCGGGUGCCCAAACCAGGUAUCUGAUCCAGGUGGUUUGAGACGAGACCUAGAGGUAAACAGUCACAAAGACUCAACAGGUGAUACUAAACUGGGGCCACUUCUGGGAACCCCCAGUCUAUACAAAAGGCAUGAGCAAUUCUUAGUCUGGAGGAAUCACUAGGAAAAGCAAAGUUUCCACACCUUGAAAGAAUAUCUCUUAUUCUCUUUUGAGGUUCUAACGUCAUGGUUGCAUUUUUUAAUGCAAAAGACUAGACUAUCCAACUACUAGGACCUUUUACAGCCAUAAUACUUUAUGCUUCUGUGAUCUGCGUAUCCACUGUGUGUAUUUAAGUGACUUCUUUCCCAUGUCCUAAAGUCUUUGCUUGAUGGGCGGAAAAGCAAUUUGCAAUUGGGACAUAGCAACAAGAUGCAGCACAUGGAGUUUUGAUGACCUCAGAUUUAGAAUUGAGUCCUCGCUCAGCCACUCAUAUACUGUGUGCAAGUUACUGGACUUCUCUUAGCCUCAGAUUUUUGCAUCUGUAAAAAGGAGGUAGCAUUUUCCUGAGGUGUUUUUUGUGAGAACAAAUGAAAUGGCAUUUAAGUGACUAUAUACUGUGUUUAAUUAGUAUUGUUUAUUAUAAUGAAUAUCAUGGUGAGGAAUCCAAAACCAUUUCCACAAUUUCAAUCUCAAAACUCUGAAAACAUUAAGCAGACAGCUAAUAAGAAUCAUUGCAAAUUUAAACAAACCAAAGGAAUAAUCUUCAGAAGAGAAACAAAUAGAUAUAGUGUGGAAGCAUGAAUUUACGUCUUCUGUAAUUACUAAGUAAUGGAAGGAGUGUGGGGUUCUGGCAGGGUACUGCCAUUAGUUAACACAUACACCAUUUCUUAAAAUAGUAGGAACCCAAGCAGGCCCAAUUUUACCUCACUGCUAUGAUCAAUCAGUAAACUAACCGUCAAGUCAGCAUAUUAUCCAUUGGUAUAGCUCAAGUCACAGAAUGCAAUAGCAGCAAGAUUCUGAGAUUAUUUUCUGGUAAGAAAAGAGGCCAAGAACUAUACAACAAUUUGACUUAAUCCAUCACUUCAGCCA
Molecule: messenger RNA, 8678 nt
Organism: Hipposideros armiger (great roundleaf bat)
Lineage: Eukaryota; Metazoa; Chordata; Mammalia; Chiroptera; Hipposideridae
Gene: FUT9
Product: fucosyltransferase 9
Exons: 5
Coding region: 674-1753 (359 amino acids)
Cellular component (GO): membrane
Molecular function (GO): alpha-(1->3)-fucosyltransferase activity
Source: RefSeq, a predicted model, not a curated record